UCAAUAGUUGAUUAUUACUUAUAAAUUAUAAUACUUAAACUACUAUGAAUAUAUACAUUUAUAUAAUUAUAAAUAGCUAUAUACAUUAAAUAAGCUUGGCAGAUAGUUUAGGUGUUCAUUUAGUAUCUUUUAUAUAACAUAAUAAAAAAAAAUUGAGUUAAAAAAGAAAAUUAAGAACUUAUUUGGACUUAAUUUUAUACUUAUGCAAACCAACAAGAUGAGAGGUCGCCCUCCAAAGGCAAAGUCAACAUGUACUAUGUGCAAUGACUCAAAGCAUCCUUUAAAUUAUGUAUUACCUACACAAAAUGGAAAAAAAGAAUUUUGUUCUGUCAAUUGUCUUACAGAAUUCCGAAAAGAAUAUGUUAAGAACGGAUGUGCAAAUUGUGAUAAUAUAAUUAAAGGCUCUCCAGUUAAACAAGAAAAUCAAGAUUCUACACCAAAAAACUUUUGUUCGACUGCUUGUUUAAAUAAACAUCAAAGAAAAGAACAAACCAAAAAAACUGUAUUUGGAGAUGUUCAAGUGGAAAAUCCAUUUUCUGCUCAUGGUAAUCCAGUAUUUGAUUGGGAUAAUUAUCUUAAAGAAACUUCAAGCUCAGCAGCUCCUACUUAUUGUUUUAAACAGCAUGAAGUAUCCCCGGAUAAUGAAUUUAAACCAAGUAUGAAAUUGGAAGCAGUUGAUCCUCGGAACAUAACAUCUAUGUGCAUUGCAACUGUCAUAGGUGUUGUUGGCCCUAGAAUACGUCUUCGUCUAGAUGGAGGAGAUAAUAAAAAUGAUUUUUGGCGAUUAGUUGACUCUUCAGAAUUAAAACCCAUUGGUUACACAGAAAAAAAAGGUGGAAUGUUACAACCUCCACUUGGCUUUCGUAUGAAUGGUUCACUUUUCCCCAUGUUCCUAGUGAAAACCCUUAAUGGAGCUUUUUAUUCUCCAGAUACUGCUUUUAAAUCUGAACCAGAUACUCCUACUGAUAAUUUAUUUAAAGUUGGUCAAAAAAUUGAAGCAGUUGAUAAAAAAAAUCCACAUUUAAUUUGUGUAGCAACUAUUGGUGAUGUUAAUAAAAACAAUAUAUUUGUUACAUUUGAUGGAUGGAGAGGUGCAUUUGACUAUUGGUGUUCAUAUGAUUCUAGAGAUAUAUUUCCUGUAGGAUGGUGUGUAAAAAGUGGCCAUCCACUGCAGCCACCUGGUCACAAAGGAUCUCGUUAUUCAGGGGGUAGACCAAAUAGUGCACAAUCUUCAGCAAAUAUGAAACACAAUUUUAAUGAUUCUAUAAAUUUAACUCCAGAUAGUGCAAGUGAUCUUGAAGCUGGUAUUCAAGAAUCAUGUUCUGUGUUUAUAAACCACGAGUGUAAGUGUGGCCCAUUUAUGGAUUCUUCUAAAUUAUUUGAACUUCCCAAGCAAUUAGGGCCUGGAUUAGUACAAAAAGUUUUAAAAGAUACUAUACAACAUUUAGUAAACACUGCACAUGAUAUACAAUCGGUUACAACAUUGAUGAAGAAACAAGGUGAUAGUACAUGUACAAUAACAGCUACAUAUGAAGGAAAAUCUCGAGUUUUUAAAUUACCAAAAAUUGAGAAAACAGAUGAAUUUUGGGACUAUAUCAAAACUCUGUUAGAAGAUCUAUCAUGUUGCAAAAAUUUGUUAAGUCCUGCUUUAAAUGUUUGUUCCGAGUGUAAACUAGAAAAGAACGUGAACGAAGUAAUAACAAACGAUAGCAAAAGUAUAAAACGACAUGGUUCACCAGAAAGUUCAACUCCAGAUGAAGUAACAUUAGUAACAAAAAAAUUAUGUACAACAGAACCAGAAAUGGAAGCUGCAUCUUCAACAACACCAACUGAAGGUCCAUUAAGAUUACCUGUAGACCCUGCAGAAUGGUCCGUAGAAGAUGUUAUACAACAUAUAAAUUGUAUAGACUUACAAUUAAAUACAUUUGCUGAUCUUUUUAGAAAACAUGAAAUUGAUGGGAAAGCUUUACUAUUAUUGAACUCUGAUACAAUGAUGAAAUACAUGGGACUUAAAUUAGGGCCUGCUUUAAAACUUCAAAAUUUAAUCAAUAGAUUAAAACCUCGACGGAGAUAAAAGUGAAUAGCAUUGGGAGCUUAUUAUUCAAGGUUGAUAACAGUGAAUUUUAGAUUAUUAAAAGUUGUUUCUCCAACUAUUAUAAUGUAUUAUGAAUGAUUGGUGCUUAGGUAAUAGAUAUUUACUAUGAAAUCACAUAAAUUUAAAAGUUUUUUAGUUAUUAGUAAUUAUGUUUUCCUUAAUAAAUAUAUUAUUUUAUUUAUGACAUUUCUAUUAACUAACUUUUAAAUGAUUCAUUUUUGUUUUCUAAUUUAUAUGGAAAAUGAUAUAUUUUUAUCUGAUAAAAUAUAAAAUAUAGGUAUAGUUUUCUUAUCUCUAAAUUUUGAACCAUAUUUGUUGUCAUUGAAUCUAAUUAUUAAUUAAUAAUCAAUAUGUUAAGAGGAUGUUACAUAUUGUAUUUUUACCUCUGUCUACACCAUAAGACUAAUAGUAAGCUUUAAGUCAAUAUGCAAUUCAACUAAUUUAUUUUCUCUGUGCUCAGUGGUGAUUAAACAAUACACAAAUUUGGCAUGUUGUACAAUGGAAAAAAAUUAAUAGUCAUUUGUACUUUUAAUAUGUUUCAUACUUUGUUUUUAAGAAUAACUUUCUUAUAAUUAGUAGUGUAUUAUCAAGUUUUUCAGAAAUUACUAAGAAAUAAUAAUUAAAUACCAUAUGAAUUUUUAUUAGAAAAUAUUAAUUGUUGUAUGAAUUUUAUUUUUUUUGUACCAUAAAAUCAGAAUAUUUUUCUUUGUAAAAUGGUUUUUAUUGGGUAUAUUUAUAAGUUUUAUAUUGCCUAUUAUAUUAGUGAUUGAAUUAAUUAAAUAAUAUUAUCGUAAGUAUUAAUUUAAUAUUCUGGGAACCAAAACCUCGCUUAGCACAAACAUUAAACUAUAGUCCAUAAUAUCCUAUUAGCUAAAAUUAUUAGUUUAAUUAGUAGUAACAAGUAAAUAACUAGAAACAAAUAAUUUUAUAAUAUUAAAAACGGUAAUUGUGAUCAUAUGAAAGUUAUAACAUUUUACACUCCAUGGUUUUGUACUUUUAAUUUAUGUUAUUUUUUGUUAUUAGCUUUAAUUUAUGUGUAAGAUAAAUCUGUAAUAUUUUAUCAUAAUUCAACUUUUGUAAUAUAGGUUUAUUUGAAUUUAUUUUUAGUAAUAGAAAUAUUUAUUUUAUUUAUUAAUUAUAUUGUAAUAUUAGUAGCCGCAAUGGGAGAAAAAUGUAAUGGCAAUUGUUUCUGUGAUUUUAGAAAUAUUUUGAUUGAUUGUAUUGAAAAUUAUAUUUUUUAAUAAAUAUAGUAUUUUGUUUGCA
Molecule: messenger RNA, 3358 nt
Organism: Rhopalosiphum padi (bird cherry-oat aphid)
Lineage: Eukaryota; Metazoa; Arthropoda; Insecta; Hemiptera; Aphididae
Gene: Scm
Product: polycomb protein Scm
Exons: 14
Coding region: 203-2074 (623 amino acids)
Biological process (GO): regulation of DNA-templated transcription
Cellular component (GO): nucleus
Molecular function (GO): protein binding
Source: RefSeq, a predicted model, not a curated record